CUGACAAUGAAGCUUAAAGAGUUAGAAAGCUGUCUACAGCAGGUUGACACGUUUGAAGAGCCAAAAAUCCUUCUUGAGCAGUACCCGACAAGCCCUCACAUUGCUGCAUGCAUGCUUUACACAAUCAACAGCACGUUUGAUGACAUUGAGGGCAAAUUAGUAGCAGAUCUGGGAUGCGGCUGUGGGGUCCUCAGCAUCGGUGCUGCGAUGCUCGACGCCGGACUGUGCGUCGGCUUUGACAUUGACGAUGACGCGCUGGACAUUUAUAGAAGAAACGCAGAGGAGUUUGAGAUCUCUAACGUAGAUCUGGUCCAGUGUGACUUGUGUUGCCUGGAAGUAGAGGCAUAUGCCCAAAAGUUUGACACCGUUAUAAUGAACCCGCCUUUUGGCACAAAACAUAAUCAAGGUAUUGAUAUGAAGUUCCUCAGAGCAGGUUUAACAAUGGCAAAGACAGCUGUGUACUCACUUCAUAAAACAUCCACAAGAGAGCACAUACAAAAGAAAGCCAAAGACUGGGGGGUAAAGAUGGAAAUCAUCGCAGAACUACGAUACGACUUACCAGCAUCAUACAAGUUUCACAAGAAGAAAUCAGUGGAUAUCGAGGUGGACUUCAUACGCUUCUCCAAAACCUGA
Molecule: messenger RNA, 633 nt
Organism: Menidia menidia (Atlantic silverside)
Lineage: Eukaryota; Metazoa; Chordata; Actinopteri; Atheriniformes; Atherinopsidae
Source: the annotation of a GenBank genome assembly